UGGACCCAAAACCGCGGCUACGUACAGUGACGCGUGUAAUUCACACUCCACUUGGCCCUAAUUUUUCUUCUGUUCAUCUGCCCUCCCUCUUUUUACUGUACCCCUCCUCUCUCGCGAAAGCCCUAAUUCGCUGCAUCUUCAUUGUUCUUUCCCUCUUUGUUUUGUUAUAUCCUUUCCGGAAUCAAUAAAUAAAUCGGGGGUUACAUGGAGAAACAAGACGAGGAGUUGUCGAUGAGGAUUUACAAAGAUUCGAAUUUUACGGGAGGUUGUUUAGAAAUACGUUUGUUCUACAUACGUAUUGCGCCGUGCGCUGUUGACGCUGUGCCGGACCACCUAAGCCUCCGCCCUCUCCGCCGUGAGAUGGGCGUCUCGUUGGAAAUAAAUGGAUGCCGACUCCCAGCCUCUGAUGCUGCUUCGAUCACACUCCGCCUUGAUCGCGCCGAUAAGGAUUCAUGUGAGGUGACUUAUUUGAGUACCGACAAAGUCAGAGUUUCCGGCCCGGUGGAGUUUGAGGUGCAGGAGACGAAAGAUGUUUUGUUUCUGUGUGGAUCGUUGGCGAGAGUGGAGACGCCAUGGACAAACGGGGCCGCGUUGGAUAGUUCCUCUAAGACUGGCUGGAGCAUGGAUUGUUACACGGCCGCUUCGCUUGUGUCAGGAGGCUCGUCCUUUUUUCAGCCCAAGUUUGGCUUUUGCUCCCCCUCGAUUGAGGUAUACAUAGCCGGGCGCUGCUCUGGUUUGCCCGUGAUACUGACCAAAACCAUCCAGGUUAGCCCAAAGAAGAAGGUCUGUAGGCAGGCUGUGUUGGAUGCUAUUCCUGAAGAAGAGGAAAUAGGGAGGGGCCAGAUAAACUGUAAUGGAUUGGUCCUACAACGUCAAACAAUGCAGAUCACAGAGGCAGAUGAUUAUUAUGGUUUAGAUGGGAAAACAGUGAAUGGCUCAUAUGGUGAUGGAAUGUACCCAGGUGAAGAUGGACAACUAUCUUGGUUUAAUGCUGGGGUGAGGGUUGGUGUGGGGAUAGGCCUUGGGAUGUGUGUUGGCGUUGGUAUUGGGGUUGGACUUCUGAUGAGAUCUUAUCAAGCAACAACCAGGAACUUACGGAGGAGGUUUUUCUAGAUCGGUGUGUUUCCAUGGUGGUGAUGGCAUUUGGAUUGGAAGCGGUAACACUUUUUCUGAUCGUUCUACGAUGGCAAUGGCAUUUGGAUUGGAAGCGGUAACACUUUUUCUGAUUGUUCUAUGAGAGCAUCAGUAGCAUCAGAGUGACCUCAUCGUGCAGUCUUAAAGUGCAGUCUUAAAGCGGAUAAACGUAUGUUUGAGUUGGAAUUCUGAAUCAUUUUACUUAUCCUGCUUCUUUUUAGAUCCCGCAAUGUUGUCAACCGUACAAUAUGUUCACUAUAGCAAAUAAUCUUAGGUAGGGAAUGUCUCAGUAUUGUAAUGUUAAUGAGCUAGCGUCAACUGUAUGUAGUGAGCCUUUUGUAAGUAUUUCCUUGGAAAUUUUUGUGUUGAGAUCAUGAGUUGUGUUAUGUUUGUAACAUUGUGUUGUGAAGAGCUUAGAAGAGAUAAUUUGUCAUUCGAUUGAUUAUCCCACAAUAAGUCAUUCUACAUGAUACCCCUGAUGAGAGUGCGUGUAUUGUAUGAAAGUAUGAACUGUGAAGGUGUUCAGAUGACAUAUUGACAUUCUUGUACAUUGAAUUUUGUGGAAUGCUAUUA
This is a messenger RNA of Cuscuta epithymum, 1707 nucleotides long. The record is from the annotation of a GenBank genome assembly. NCBI's taxonomy places the organism in Eukaryota, Viridiplantae, Streptophyta, Magnoliopsida, Solanales, Convolvulaceae.